Molecule: messenger RNA, 1182 nt
Organism: Eimeria maxima
Lineage: Eukaryota; Apicomplexa; Conoidasida; Eucoccidiorida; Eimeriidae
Exons: 9
Coding region: 1-1182 (393 amino acids)
Biological process (GO): mRNA 3'-end processing
Cellular component (GO): nucleus
Molecular function (GO): protein binding; mRNA binding
Source: RefSeq, a predicted model, not a curated record
AUGUCUAGUAUCCUUGCUCCGGGGCCCCCCCUGGCCACCGGAGCUACAGGGUCUUCUUUACAGGGUUCUGGGGGCCCCCUCUCCUCAUCCCUGGGGGGUGUGGGGCCCCAAACGCUUGCAUGCGAUGUGCUGCAGCUGCAUGCGCUGCAGCUAGAUGGUCCAUUUCGGGCCUAUAGGGGGCGUGGCAGUGCAGCAGCAGCAGCAGCAGCAGCUGCUGCUGCUGCUGAGCUGCAGCAGCAAAAUACAAGUUCUGCUGCUAUUGCCAUGGAAAGCCAAUUAAGAGAUAAUCCCUUCGAUAGACAAACAUGGGAUGCUCUAAUAGCUGAGUCUCCUUCAUCAGAUUUAUUAGAGAGGGCUCUUCUUAUAUUUCCUACUUGUGUAAAUUAUUGGCGACAAUUAGCAGAAUAUGAAUUCUUUAGAGGAAAUAUAAAUAAGGCAAAAGGGGUUUAUGCUAGAUCCUUGCAUGCAUGCCCUCAGCUAGAGCUGUGGAUGUCCUACGUCAAGUUUGUUUACUGUACGGGCACUGUUGAUGAAUUCCGUCAGGCAUUAACUCGAGCAGUAGAGAAGGCCACAGGCCCUUUGGUUCCAACGGACUUGGAGCAGAAAGUGUUUAGAGCCCCAUUAACUCCUGGGGGCUCCAGCCUCACCGAGCAAUAUACCGACAUUAACUUGCUGCGUACAGCUUUCCAAUCUUGUUUACGUCGUCCUAUUGCGGGUUUGGAGGGUAUAUGGGGUGCUUAUUGCGCAUUUGAGCGAAGCGUCAAAUCCAAUAUGCAAUUAACAUCUAAACUUCUUUCUUCUUUUGAGGAUAAAUUUGCUGCCUCUAAGAGGGCAUAUGCUGAGUUGAUGAAGCUUAUGAAGGAUAUUGAUUGGUCUUCUGUGGCGCUUCCGCUCACCAUUCCUGACAAGUCGCGACACGCGCAUGCAUCAUCAUGGCGUCAAGUAUUAUCUUAUGAGAAAAAAAACCCUCUAGGGUUUACGUAUUCAGAUUUUUUAGCUAGGGUUUCUCAAGCUUACCAGACAUGUCUUCUUUCUUGUGCAUUCAUGGCUGAUCUUUGGUUCGAUUUCUUCCAAUUCCUUCUUGCUCAUCAAAUGCCUACUAAAGCCUCUGAGGUUCUUCGCCGCGCAAUUGACAGGUUUCUUCCGGGCGACGGGAAUAGGAGCAUGGCGUGCAUGUUUUAA